GAAUAACUUACUUCCGGUCAGUGCUCUUGCUGAAAUUUCUUGAAAGUGAUAAUUCCUGAAAUAUACAGCAAUGAACAGUGAACCGUCUUUAGAGACGGUUUAUCAAGCUCUCCAAGCCCUUUAUCAAAAUCCAGACGUAAAUGGAAAGGAAAGGGCAUCAGUUUGGCUCGGAGAAUUGCAACGUUCGAUGUAUGCAUGGCAUGUGUCUGACCAGUUAUUACGAGAACAUCAAGGACUGGAGUCCUGUUAUUUUGCUGCACAGACAAUGAGAACAAAGAUACAGUAUGCUUUCCAUGAAUUACCUGUUAAUUCUCACCAGUCAUUAAGAGAUUCCUUGCUGGAUCAUGGAGGAAAACUAAAUGCAGAAUCACCACCAGCCAUUGUUACACAGCUCAGUUUAGCUUUGGCAGACCUUGCAUUACAGAUGGCAGGCUGGAAGGACCCCAUCAUGGAUCUUGUUCAAAGAUAUGGAAGCAAUCCACAGAAUUUACCAUUCUUAUUAGAGGUGCUGACAGUAUUACCAGAAGAAGUUAAUAGUAGAUCAUUAAGAUUAGGUGCUAAUAGGAGAACCGAAGUAACAGAAGAAUUUAGAAAGUCCUCACCAGUAAUUCUACAGUUAUUGGAUGCUUGUGGUGAAAGCUGUGUUGGUGAUACAAAGGGACAGAUGAAGAUAUUUAGGUGUCUAGGAAGUUGGUUUAGUUUAGGUGCACUCUCAGAAGAACUGAUUAUUGGAAGUAAACUAGUCACAGCUCCUUUCCAGGCUUUGGUGAUAGCAGAAUGUCCUGCCAGUUUACAUGAAGCAGCAACAGAUUGCAUAUGUUCAGCUUUAUACAGUGUAGAGGAUUUAAAAUCCCAUCUACGUUUAGCUGAGGCCUUAUACAAUGGAGUAAAGACAUUACCAGAUGCUUACCAUAUGUCUGUAGCACUGGAUGAUACAGAUAAAUCAAUAAAUUAUUGCAGAAUAUUUACAGAACUUGCCGAGUCAUUUUUAGAACAAAUAGUUAACACACCUAAUCAGGGCUUUACUGGAGAUUUAGGAAUUUUAGAUUUAUUACUUACAUGUGUUGGUCAUCAUUUAUAUGAGGUGGCAGAAAUAACAUUUAAUGUAUGGUACAGACUAUCUGAAGAAUUGUAUCAACGGCAUGAGGAUCCUGCUAUAGAAACAUUUAAACCCUACAUACAAAGGCUUAUAGUUGCAAUGUGUCGGCACUGUCAGAUGGAUCAAGAUCAUGAUGGGAUUCCUGGAGAAUCUGAUGAUUUUGGAGAAUUUAGAGUUAGAGUAUCAGAACUGAUUAAAGAUGUGAUAUUUAUUGUUGGUUCAUCAAAUUGCUUUGCACAGAUGUAUGAAAAUUUAAAGCAACAAACAGAGAGUACUUCUUGGGAUGUUACGGAAGCCACAUUGUUCAUUAUGACAGCUGUGGCUAAAAAUAUCUUACCGGAGGAAAAUGAGAUAGUACCAGAAGUAGUGAAGGCUAUUCUAUCAAUACCACCUACUGCUCAUAUAGCUGUUAGAUAUACAAGUAUACAAUUGUUUGGAGAACUUUGUGAAUGGAUAGAAAAACAUCCAGACUAUUUAGAUCCAAUACUGCAGUUUUUAUUGGCUGGUUUACAAGAGCCAAAGUUGGCUUCAGCGGCUGCUACGUCAGUACAGAGUAUAUCAACCACUUGUAAAGGGAAAAUGAGGGAUCACUUCCAAGGACUUCUUAAUAUAGCACAGGCUAUUGACACACUACAUCUUUCUAAUGAAGCUAUUAUAGGAUUUCUAAAAGGUACUGCAGUGAUAUUAACACAGUUACCAGUGGAGAAAGUUGGAGAGGCUUUAACACAAUUAUGUUCAUUUCAAAUUACACCUUUAAGUUCACUUUUGACAAAAUCUGAGGAUAAUAAAUUACCAAGCCACAUCGCUCAUGGUAGUAAAGAAGACCCCACAGUAUGGUUAGACAGAUUAUCUGCUAUAUUUAGACACACCACACCAGUAAUAACCAAUGGUCAAGUCCAUCCAUGUCAGACUGCUGUUCAACAGAUAUGGCCAGUAUUAUCAGAAACUUGUUCCAAGUUCCAGUCAGAUAUAAGAAUUGUAGAAAGAUGUUGUCGCUGUAUCAGAUUUGUGAUACGAUGUUUAGGGAAAAGUUCGGCUUCAUUACUCACACCACUAGUCACACAGAUGAUAUCAUUAUACCAAGUCCAUCAACAUUCAUGCUUCCUGUACCUAGGUAGUAUAUUGGUUGAUGAAUAUGGUCAAGAGCAGUCAUGUCAGCCUGGUCUUCUUAAUAUGUUACAGGCUUUCUGUGUCCCUACAUUUAAGAUAUUAGAAGAACACAAUGGUUUACGGAAUCACCCUGAUACUGUAGAUGAUUUAUUUAGAUUAUGUUUAAGAUUUGUACAGAGGGCACCAGUCCCUUAUCUCCAGUGUCAGAUGGCCAAACCUAUCCUAUGUUGUGCUAUUGCUGCCUGUCCAUUAGAUCAUAGGGAUGCCAAUGCUUCAGUGAUGAAAUAUCUCACAGAUUUCUUAGCAUGUGCUACAAAGAAAGAGGAGAAACCAGACUUUGAAGUACGGAAAAACUUGGUGAAAGGACUGUUAAAUGAACAUGGGUCACAGUUGGUUCAUGCCUUAAUAAAUGCUUGUCUGUUUUGUUUACCUACCUUUAUGUCAGCUGAUAUUGGAGAAGUUUUAUAUGAACUAAUGAUAGUAGAUAGACCGACAUUCUGUCGAUGGUUAGAAACCACUUUAAAGUCUUUACCUACAGAAAGUUCUGGUGGUGUAGUGACUGCUACACACAAACAGCUAACAGACUUCCACAAAGCUGUCACUAGUGCUGAGAACUAUAAACAAGUGUCAACAGCUUUAAGAGAAUUUUCAAGACUAUACAGAUGAUAGCCUUUUUUACCUCAUAAUAACUCUAACAUGUGCAAUCAAAUGAAGGCUUCUUUGUGACGGAUCAUUUUCUUAGCCUUUUUCAUCCAAUUUUCUACUUGAUGUAGUGUUUGGAAUUUGCUCAACAGUAGUGGUUGCUGUAGAAGGUCAGAUUUCUAAAAGUAUGAUGACAACACAAUUAGAAAGGUAGAAAUAGGAAAUUAUGGGAGUCAAGUAGAGUGGCUUCUGUUAAAAAAGUUCGGGGAAAAUGAUGACUCUGAUUGGAUGAUAGGAAGUGGCUUGAUUGUAAACAUUGUUGUGAGAGAGUAUUGACUUGUAAUACAGUGAAAGUGCUUCCAAUUCUCUUGUUGCAUAGAAAAGUGGCUUACUCGUUGCUGUUGCAUGGUGCAGUCUUAAAGUUUUGUAAGAAUCUCAUUGUGCGGACAGAACUAAAUGAACUGGUUGUUAAAUGUUAGUUAGUGAUAUUCUAAGUAACUAAAUAUUAUAAAAUCAUAGAAAAAUUAAGUAACAGUCCAUAUAAAAAUCAUGCAUAUGUGAUUCAUUGGUAGUGCUUACAAAUCAUUGUUUAUGCUCCAACUAAAGGGCCCAACUAAGGCAUUAUGUUUUUCAGUUUGUUCUUCAGUCUGUUUGUCCCACUUCAAUUUAAAGUUUUUGGUCAAGGUAGUUAUUGAUGAAGUUGAAGUCUAAUCAACUUGAAACAAAUGUUCUUUAUGAUAAGAUCUUUCUAAUUUCAAUGCCAAAUUAGAUUUUUGACCCCUAUGGUGUGCCCUAAAAUUGGUAAGAUAGUGAAUAAUUGAAAUUAAUAGGCUAAAAAAAUGCUAUUUUUUAUAACAUGUUGUUUUCUUAGAAUUCCUUGAUAUUUUAAACUUUUGUUAAUUAAGAUUUGUUAACACUGAGGUGAAUAAUUUGUUAUUUUUAAGUCAAUACUAAGGUCAAUUUUUAUAAAACUUAAUUUUGUGGUAAAAAGUGAACUUUUUUUUUAUUUCUGAUAAUUAUUUACUAUUUUCCUUUGCUUUGGAUGUUGUAUUUUAUAUGGAAAGGUGAUCUUAAAAAUAAAAUUCUCAUUAGCAUAAAUGGUAUGGAGCGAUGUUUCUUUUUUGCAAUUCUAUGAUUGACUACUACUAUUGCCGAAGCUUAUAUUGCCUGUACAUAAGUGCUUUAAGCAAUAUUUAAUAUUUCUUAAAACUGUUCUGUAGGAUAUAUUGCUUGUGCAUAAAUGCUGAAAUAAUAUUUAUUUUUCUUCAAAUUGUUCUAUAGCAAUAUAUCUUCAUCUAAUGUAUCAUGUGUGUAAAACACUUAUUUGUAAACAUUACAUACCAACAUUUUUAAAAUAUUGAUGAAUAUUCAACGUUUAACAAUGAAUAUUCAAUGUUUAACAAUUAAUAUUCAAUGUUUAACAAUUAAUAUUCAAUGUUUAACAAUGAAUAUUCAACAUUUAACAAUGAAUAUUCAAUAUUGAACAAUGAAUACUCAUUCUCUAAUUGACAGUAUUUUAUAUUAUGCAGUAGGAUUGCAAAGAAAAAUAGUUAUUGUUUAUUGUUAUUGUCAUUAUACAUAGUUUUGAUAUAAAUAAACCAUAUUUUACAGAGUUUGUAAAAUAAUUUUAAGACCAUAGGUUGAGAUAGCUAUCAGUAUGUAUUGUUGAUUUCUAUGUGUUAUAGAAAAUCAGAAAGAGGAGUCUUAUUGACAUAAUCAUUGAAUAUUUUUAUUGAAUUAAUUAUAUUGCAUGCAGAAAUUUUGAAUAGCAGUGACUUAUUACGUUUGUUCGUAGUUUUAAAGAAAGACACUUAAAAUAGAAGUGAUGAUUGAUUAAUUAAAUGGAGAAUAAGCGUAUUUACACUUUUGGUAUUUAGCUGUAUUUUGCCUCCUAUUGAAUAACCUUCUGAUGUCAAACAACAAUCACUUUUUUAGUUGUGACGUCAAAUGUUUGGAAUGAGAAGUCAAAGUUUACAGGAACCUGUGUGAUUUUAUGUAAUCGUGGACAAAUUUGCAUACAAGUGUAAAUACGGCUAUGAAACCUAUAACUUUGUUUGGACUUUUUGAUAAGUUUCAAUUGAAACAUAUUUGAUCAUAAUUUUGAAACAUAAUAUAAUCUUGAGAUCAUGUUGACAAAUAAAUUUAAGAAUUAUAUGAUCAUAUGAAAGACAAGUUAAAAUCAUGUGAGCAUAUUUAUGAAACACAAUAAAGUUAUAAUUGUAUUAACCACAAUAAUGAAUCAAAAUAAAAUCUUGUUAAAAAUUUGACCAAACACAAUAAAAUCAUGUGGUCAUAUUAACAAAUCGAAAUAAAAUCAAUAUCAUUUUGUCAAAACAACAAAAUCUUGAUUAUUUAAAAAAAGAAACACAAUAACAUUGUGAUCAUUUUUAACAAAACACAAUGAAAUAAUUUGAUCAUAUUUGAACACACAUUAAGCCAUGUGAUCAUAUUGACUAAACACGAAGUGUUUUAUGUAUUUGUAAUUAUAUUGAACAAAAGCAAUGAAAUUAUGUGAUUCUAUUGACUAAAAUUUAAGAAUUUUGAUCAUUUUGACCAGUGUUACCAAGUAUAUUAUAUACAGUUGACAUUGUAAUCAUUGUCACAUGUUUCAGUUAAGGUUGUUGAUGGGCAGACAAAGUGACCAAUGGGAGAUAACUCUUGAGGUUUUAGAUAAAUUAAGAUUAUUGAUUAUUCCAUUUAUUGCCUGAUAAUCAAUUUAACUUUAAUGCAAAAUUUUUGUACAUUUUGUUAAUAGGAAUCUGUAAGAAUGAAAAUUACCUCACAAAAAACUGAGUAUCAAGUUGUAAGAAAACACUAUGUUUUUGAAUUAAUUUGACUUUGUCCUUUGAUUAGAAUGUACUUAAGAAUAAACUUUUUUUCUAUAAAGUGUUUUACACAAGAUCAAAGGUUGACUUAAUGAUGAUUGUAAUUUUGGUGCUUGGAUUUUAACAAUGUUGCUAAAUUCUGUUUGUAUGUCAAUGUAUCAACAUAUUAUUGGUUUUUAAAAGCCAUGUGUGUAACCAAACAUGUGUUCAUUUAUUUAAUUGUUAUUUUCAUGGCUUUUUACUGCUUUGUUUUUAGAAACACACCAGAUUUUUUCAAUACACAUGUUUAUGAUAACAUUUAUGUUGCGUGAUAGAAAAUAAGUUUUUAAUUUUAGUCAUUAGAUGACAUCAUAUGUUGUGGCAUGCUUGUGUGUGUAGUCAUUUAAGGAUGUGUAUUUAGUUUACAACAAAGGUGUUCAUUACUAUUUUUCAUUUUUUUGCCCCACCUACGAUAGUAGAGAGGCAUGAUGUUUUCUGGUCUGUGCGUCAGUCCGUUCGUUCAUCCUUCCGUUCAUUUGUCUGUCUGUCCUUCUUCAGGUUAUAGUUUUUGGUCAAGGUAGUUUUUGAUGAAGUUGAAGUCCAAUCAACUCCAAACUUAGUACACAUGUUCCCUAUGAUAUGAUCUUUCUAAUUUUAAUGCUAAAUAAGGGUUUUUAUCCCAAUGUCAAGGCCCACUGACAUAGAAAUUGAUAGUGCAAGUGGGACAUUCGUGUACUGGGGACACAUUCUUGUUUGUUUAUGAAUUUCUUAUGUUUAUUUCUUGGUAAAAGCAGAACAAAUAAAGAUUUUAAGAAUUAGAUACAACAUUGUUGUCAGUUGAAUUUAUUUAAAAAAUUAAUUUUAUCAAUUAAGAGAUUGCAUCCAUAAGUAGAUGUACCUCCAAAAUUGUUUAGUGUAUAGAUUAAAAAUCAAAAUUACAUAAGAUGAAAUUUCAAUUAAGGGAGUUUGCUGCUUAGUUUCAAAAUAAUUGACUUUAAUAAAACACUAAUUUACAUUGAUAGGUGAUUAACAAAGGAAUAAAAAGAGCCCAAAAAUAAUGUAAGUCAAUUUGCUUGUUUUUCGAGAUAUCAACCAUUGAAAUUUUGGCAGGAAAAUGUUCUCUCUUGACUUUCAUAGGUUUAUCAUUGACAAGUUGAAGUUCUCAAAAAAAUAUUUUAAAAAAUAUUUAAAAUUUUAUAAGACUUUAACAGAUGGCUUAUUAUUAUACAUGUAAAAGAUUUAUAAAAAGAAAAACGGGUGUCAAUGGGCAAAAUUUUAUAAGGCAUUUAAAUGAAUAAAAUCAGAGGAUUAAAAAAAAUCCAAAACAUGACAAGCGAACAUCCUUAACCUACUACAAGUACUGUAGAUGUACCUCAUUUCAGAUUCAUUAUUAAAAGGGUAAAAGUAUCAUUCAAUGAUUUCAGCAUGUCAAGUAUUUGAGUCCAAUCACAGGUUUAUUGAGAUUGUAAAGCAUUUCAUAAUGAAGGAUUAUCCAAAAUUGAAGGUUUUUUUCACAAUAAACUAAUUAUUUUUGAUGUACCAAAAAUUGUUGAACUUUAUAGAGCACUUCACUGACAUCAAAUACAGAUGUGCUAAAUACAAUUAUUCAUGUAUAUGGAACAACUAAAUCAUUUUGCAGAAUGGAUCACAAGAAGUUUUAGCAUUCCUUGCAUAAUUAAGGAGAUGCUUAAAUUGCUGUUGGCACACAUAGUACUAAAUCUAUCUAAUUACAAGAGAUGAGAAUUCCAUGAAUUUAUUAAAAAAAUAUUUUUCCUUUUGAUAAACAUUACUUGUUUACAAACAUGAUUUCAAAAAUAUAUGAAACAAGAUUUCAAGAAAUAUCCUAUGAUUUUUCUUGAAUAAUGUCUUAAAUGCAUUAAAGCAUUGAAAUCCUCAUGGUUGAAUAAAAUACUGUAUUAUUUUUAUAAUGUGUGUAGUUGUGAGUUAAUCACAAGUGUUUGUAUGCUUUGUUAAAUGCACUGAGAAUGUGCUUAAUUGUAUUAAUAUGCAAAAUUGUAAUAUAUAUUGCUUUUAUACAUGUGUAAAUAUGUACAUCACUAUUUUAUUGGAAUGUUCAGAUUUGUAAUGAACAACAAAAAAUUAAAGUAUCAAAUUGGCAUUAUAUGGGGGGGAUAGAUAAAAAAAGAAUUAAACGGAUUUGACUCAUCA
Messenger RNA from Mytilus trossulus (common blue mussel), 7824 nucleotides. Its product is annotated as transportin-3-like. The record is from RefSeq and is a predicted model, not a curated record. Gene Ontology annotation, biological process: protein import into nucleus. The transcript is spliced from 27 exons. Lineage: Eukaryota; Metazoa; Mollusca; Bivalvia; Mytilida; Mytilidae. Gene Ontology annotation, cellular component: cytoplasm. Bases 71 to 2875 code for a protein of 934 amino acids.